AUGAAGCCGGAAUCCUCCAGAGAAGCUAUAUGUCUCUGCACACCAACACCAAAGAUACCACGUCCUCGCAACGCAUUCAUCCUCUAUCGGCAGCAUCACCAGUCGCAAGUAACGGCUGAUAAUCCCAAGCUGUCAAAUCCAGAGAUCUCCAAAAUCAUUGGUGAGAAAUGGAAACACGAGGCCGAAGAUAUACCAGCCCAGGAGAGGCAGCAAGGCCCAAGGCAACUGGCCAAGUACACCGUCCGGGGAAGAGUCUGGUCGCUGCACGAAAUGCAAUGGGCGAACCAUUGCCACGCCAAGGACCCCUUCAACGCCAGUCGCAACACCCCCGUCAGUUAA
This is a messenger RNA of Akanthomyces muscarius, 339 nucleotides long. RefSeq lists its product as uncharacterized. The transcript is spliced from 3 exons. Bases 1 to 339 code for a protein of 112 amino acids. Gene Ontology annotation, biological process: anatomical structure morphogenesis; negative regulation of transcription by RNA polymerase II; cell differentiation. NCBI's taxonomy places the organism in Eukaryota, Fungi, Ascomycota, Sordariomycetes, Hypocreales, Cordycipitaceae. Gene Ontology annotation, molecular function: DNA-binding transcription factor activity, RNA polymerase II-specific; RNA polymerase II cis-regulatory region sequence-specific DNA binding. The record is from RefSeq and is a predicted model, not a curated record.